AUGUGCAACUGGGAUUUCCAGCUGGUUUCAACUGACUUUAACUGGAACAAGCUGGUUCCAACUGGAAACGAUUGCUCCCAGUUGGGAGUCAACAGGGCCUUUAGCGAUACAACAAGAGGCUUCGCACUGCACGCAGACGUUCCUCCGGGCACGGCAUUGUCGCGCAAGGUACGCACGCUGGUUCGCUACCUGAAGGUUCUGCGCAUCGUGUACAGCACGUUUCCCGAGAGCGCCGCCGACUUCGCGAGCCUGCGCUCUCCGCGGUGCAUGUCUCACCGAGUGUUCAUGCCGGCCCUGACCCGCGACGGCCGAGACUUGCCCGUCGCCGAGGCCAUACGCGCGUUGAAGGCAGACAUGAGCCUGUGGAGCGUCGGCCUGCGGGGCAACAUCCUGUGUGCUGAGUCGCUGACUGUGGACUACGACCCAUCGGGGCGCGGCCCGAGCAAGAUCAACGCAUCGGCGGCCAGCAAGUCCGAGAUCAUGGCGGCCACAAACGCCGGUGGAGCCGCGCAGCGGCGAGCUCGCGUGGUGCUCUACUUUCGCGUCUACACGGACGCGCCCGAGCCCAUCGAGAAGGCGGCCGCCCCCCCAUCGACCUCG
Rhipicephalus microplus (southern cattle tick) is the source of this 600-nucleotide messenger RNA. RefSeq lists its product as uncharacterized. NCBI's taxonomy places the organism in Eukaryota, Metazoa, Arthropoda, Arachnida, Ixodida, Ixodidae. The record is from RefSeq and is a predicted model, not a curated record.